Messenger RNA from Alexandromys fortis (reed vole), 1167 nucleotides. It is a transcript of the gene Serpinb11, whose product is annotated as serpin family B member 11. Gene Ontology annotation, molecular function: serine-type endopeptidase inhibitor activity. Gene Ontology annotation, biological process: negative regulation of endopeptidase activity. NCBI's taxonomy places the organism in Eukaryota, Metazoa, Chordata, Mammalia, Rodentia, Cricetidae. The coding region runs from base 1 to 1167 and encodes 388 amino acids. The record is from RefSeq and is a predicted model, not a curated record. The transcript is spliced from 7 exons.
AUGAAUCCUAUCACCACAGCGAAUGCUGAAUUUUGCCUUGAUGUGUUCAAAGAGCUAAGCAGUAGCAAUGCGGGAGAAAAUAUCUUCUUUUCUCCACUCACUGUGUUCUAUGCUCUGAGCAUGCUCCUGCUGGGUGCCAGAGGCAAGAGUGCUGAACAAAUGGAAAAGGUGCUCCACUAUGACAACUUUUCAGAAUUCUUAAAACCAAAGAUGAAGGACUUUUAUGAGUGCAGCCAAGGUGGAAGGAAGUAUUCUGAAUUUGGAGCUCUGCUAUCCCAAAUCAACCAAAUGAAUUCCCUCAGCAUUGCCAACAGAAUCUAUGGGACGAGGACAAUCACAUUCCAUAAGCAAUAUUUAAGAUGUUCUGAGAGACUGUUCCAAGCCAAGUUGCAAACUGUUGAUUUUGAACUGUCUACAGAAGAGACAAGGAGAAGUAUUAAUACUUGGGUUGAGAAUAAAACUAAUGGAAAAGUCACAAACUUAUUUGGAAAGGGUACAAUUGAUCCCUCCUCUGUCAUGGUCCUAGUGAGUGCCAUAUAUUUCAAGGGACAAUGGAAAAAUAAAUUCGAGAAAAGAGAUACAGUAAAAGCUCCCUUUCACAUAAGUGUGGGUAAAAGUGCAGUUGUGGACAUGAUGUACCAGACUGGAACGUUUAAGCUGGCCUUCAUAAAGGAACCACAGAUGCAAGUCCUUGAGCUGCCCUAUGCCAACAACAAUCUAAGAAUGAUCAUCUUGCUUCCAGUAGGCACGGCGAAUGUAAACCAGAUAGAAAAACACCUGAACGUGAAGAUGCUUCAAGAGUGGACCAACUCUUCUAACAUGGUGGAGAGAGAAGUGGAUGUUCACAUUCCCAAAUUCAAUCUUGCAGUAAAAUAUGACCUAAACUCCCUAUUGAAAUCCCUAGGGAUGCGGGACAUCUUCAGCGUGGCCACAGCUGAUCUCUCUGGAAUGUCACCUGACAAAGGCCUAUAUUUAUCCAAGGUUGUUCACAAGUCCUACGUGGAUGUCAACGAGGAAGGCACUGAGGCAGCGGCGGCCACUGGGGAGAGUAUCGCUGUGAAGCGCCUCCCGGUCACAGUUCAGUUCACAGCAAAUUCUCCCUUCCUGUUCACUAUUCAGGAUAAGUCUGGCAAUAUUUUAUUUACUGGCAAGUUGGUUUCUCCGUAG